This is a messenger RNA of Acanthosepion pharaonis, 837 nucleotides long. NCBI's taxonomy places the organism in Eukaryota, Metazoa, Mollusca, Cephalopoda, Sepiida, Sepiidae. The record is from the annotation of a GenBank genome assembly.
AUGAGUAUUAUUUAUUAUCUCUCUCUCUCUCUCUCUCUCUCUCUCUCUCUCUCUCUCUCUCUCUCUCUCUCUGAGAUCAGGUUGGAUAACGAGGCAACAGUUUACCUGGAUGCGUCACCCAUUUAUUUUGUUUUUUUCUUCCCUGUUUUCGUUGCCUCGGUUGCUGCCAUAUUCUUCUAUUCAAAUCUAUCUAUCUAUCUAUCUAUCUAUCUAUCUAUCUAUCUCAGUCCGUUUAAAUAUAUCUAUCUAUCUAAUGGCACAAAUGAUAGCGACAUUAGCUACAAUUUUACUGGAAAAACUGUUAGAAUCUCAGCGGUAGAUGACACUAUUGCUGCAGAAGGCGCUGAAACAAAAUGCGAGAGGCAUCAUUGUACGCUGCAUCUAUCUAUCUAUCUAUCUAUCUAUCUAUCUAUCUAUCUAUCUAUCUGUUUUGUUCCUCUAUGUAUCUAUUCUCUUCAUCUAUCUAUCUAUCUAUCUAUCUAUCUAUCUAUCUAUCUAUCUAUCUCAGUCUUUUCAUUAUCUAUCUAUCUACCUAUCUAUCUAUCUGUCUGUCUCUGUCUGUCUCAUUAUCUUCUAUUAUCUAUCUAUCUAUCUAUCUAUCUAUCUAUCUAUCUCAGUCUUUUCAUUAUCUAUCUAUCUAUCUAUCUAUCUAUCUCAGUCAUUUCAUUAUCUAUCUAUCUAUUUCAGUCUUUUCAUUAUCUAUCUAUCUAUCUAUCUAUCUAUCUAUCUAUCUAUCUAUCUAUCUAUCUAUCUGUCUCAGUCUUUUCAUUAUCUAUCUAUCUAUCUAUCUAUCUAAUGGCAGGAACGAUAACGCUAUUAGUUACAAUUAUACCGUAG